This is a messenger RNA of Colletotrichum spaethianum, 936 nucleotides long. RefSeq names its product vegetative incompatibility protein HET-E-1. The transcript is spliced from 2 exons. The record is from RefSeq and is a predicted model, not a curated record. Lineage: Eukaryota; Fungi; Ascomycota; Sordariomycetes; Glomerellales; Glomerellaceae. Bases 1 to 936 code for a protein of 311 amino acids.
AUGCGACUGCUUCACCGCAAAGAUGACGGCGGCUUUUGCUUAGUUCAGUGUCCCGAGAACCAAACACCUCACUAUGCUAUACUAUCCCACACGUGGAUCGGAGACGACGGAGAGGUUACCUUCGAAGACAUGAUGGACGGAAAUGCUCAUUUGAAGGCUGCCAGCUACAACAAGAUUCUCUUUUGUGUGGAGCAAGCUGCCAAGGAUGGCCUCGAAUAUUCCUGGGUAGACACCUGUUGUAUCAACAAAUCAAGCAGUGCAGAGCUGCAGGAGGCCAUCACAACGAUGUUUGCCUGGUACCGCAAAGCCUCAAGGUGUUAUGUCUAUCUAUCAGAUGUUUCGACGACACAGGGUCCUCUGUGGGAAUCGACUUUUCGGAACAGCAGGUGGUUUACUCGAGGAUGGACUUUGCAAGAGCUCAUUGCACCGACGUCCGUUGAGUUCUUCUCAGUCCGGGGCACAAGAUUAGGCGAUAAGAAGUCGCUCGAGACGCUGAUUCAUGAGAUCACUGGGAUCUCCCAUCAGGCUCUACGCGGCGCUGAUAUGUCGGAUUUCAGUGUUACCGAGCGACUGUCGUGGGCGGAGAACCGGCAGACUCAACGGAAAGAAGACAAAGCAUACUCUUUGCUCGGAAUUUUUGGUGUUUUCAUGCCCCUGAUUUAUGGAGAGGGAAGCAACGCUUUCAUACGGUUGCAGGAAGAAAUUGAGAAGAAGCAUGCGGAUGUUGCCAGACAGAAUGAGUUACUGUCGAAGCUGCCCGUGGUUCCUCAAGCGACAUUCAACUCAUUAGAAAAUCAGCACAGGUCCACGUGUCUUCAAGGCACUCGAGUUGAGCUGCUGAGAGAGAUUUUGGAAUGGGCUGAUGGGCCAGACAAGAGUUGCAUCUUCUGGCUCAAUGGCAUCGCGGGCACGGACGAUAGCCAGGACGUUUCAUGA